This is a messenger RNA of Acanthosepion pharaonis, 1194 nucleotides long. NCBI's taxonomy places the organism in Eukaryota, Metazoa, Mollusca, Cephalopoda, Sepiida, Sepiidae. The record is from the annotation of a GenBank genome assembly.
AUGGGGAUUUCUUGUUUUGUCGUCGUCAGUAGCAGCGAACUAAGAACAAAUUGGAAAUAUGUAAUAUUCAUGGUCGGGUCGUCGAUAGACAAAAGCUUAUUACUUAAACAGUUUUGUUUCCUGGCAACUGAAAAUAAAAAAGUGCUAAGGGUCAUCGAGGGUAAACAAUUUUUGAAAAUAGUAAGUUUUUCCUCCCCUCUCACGCUUUCAUUCUUUCUUUCUCUCUCUUUCCUUCUUUCUUUCUAUCUCUCUCUCUCUUUCCUUCUGUCGUUCUCUAUCUUUCUCUAUCUUUCACUAUCUCUUUCUCUCUCUUUUCUUUCUCUUUCUUUCUCUCUUUCUCAAUCUUUCUCUGUCUCUUUUUUCUCUUCUCUUUCUCUCUUUCUCUCCCUUUCUCUCUCUUUCUCUCUUUCUUUCAAUCCUUCCCUCUUUCUCUCUUUUUCUCUCACCUUCUCUUUUUCUCCUCUUUCUCUUUCUAUCCUUCUCUAUCUCUUUAUCUCUCUUUCUCUCCCUUUCUCUCUCUUUCUCUCUUUCUUUCAAUCCUUCCCUCUUUCUCUCUUUUCCUCUCAGCUUCUCUUUUUCCCCUCUUUCUCUUUCUAUCCUCCUCUAUCUCUUUAUCUCUCUUUCUCUCCCUUUCUCUCUCUUUCUCUCUUUCUUUCAAUCCUUUCCCCCUUUCUCUCUUUUUAUCUCAUUUUCUCUCAGCUUCUCUUUUUCCCCUCUUUCUCUUUCUAUCCUUUUCUAUCUCUUUAUCUCUCUUUCUCUCCCUUUCUCUCUCUUUCUCUCUUUCUUUCAAUCCUUCCCCCUUUCUCUCUUUUUAUCUCUUUUUCUCCCACCUUCUCUUUUUCCCCUCUUUCUCUUUCUAUCCUUCUCUAUCUCUUUAUCUCUAUUUCUCUCCCUUUCUCUCUCUUUCUCUUUUUCUCUUUCUCUCUUUUUUUCUCUGUUUCUCUUUCUCAUUCUCACUCUCUUUCUAUCGGUUUCUUUUUUAUCACACUGUCUUUUUUCUAUAUCUAUCUAUCUAUCUAUCUAUAUAUAUAUAUAUAUAUAUAUAUAUAUAUAUAUAUAUAUUUCAAUUUUUUCUCUCUCUCUCGUUGUUCUCUAUCUUUCUCUCUCUCUUUUUCUCUGUUUCUCUUACUCUCUUUCUCACUCAUUCACCCUUUCUCCUUUCCCAGAAUAAAACCAUCAAAGUACAAUCACUGA